This is a messenger RNA of Paramacrobiotus metropolitanus, 840 nucleotides long. RefSeq lists its product as uncharacterized. The record is from RefSeq and is a predicted model, not a curated record. The coding region runs from base 253 to 756 and encodes 167 amino acids. Lineage: Eukaryota; Metazoa; Tardigrada; Eutardigrada; Parachela; Macrobiotidae. The transcript is spliced from 3 exons.
GAUCUAAACGCCGAAGCUUCUUCGAAGCGCCGAAUAAACAAUUAGAUGAUUAUGUUUUGGUAGCAUCGUUUCUCGUACAGAGAACGGCACUUAAUUCUGUACUAUAGCCAAUUUGACACAAAAUUAAUACGAGUAGGAUUUCGUCAACGGGUGUUUUCUGUUAGGGAAAACAUAUUUUGCCUUCUUCCGCAGAUUUCCAGUGUGACCCAGCCGGCGGCGGGCAUCUCCAUCGCGCUGCAUAAUCUAACCAUCAUGGAAUCGCUGGCUAACAGCGAUGCCCUUGUGACGCGUUGGCGCGGCUGGCUUAACCACACCAUCGCCUUCACCCUGGAGCAGGCCGAGCAGUCUGCCACUGAUGUAUCCCCGACGGAGGUCAUCCCGCUCAAAGAAGCCGCGCUCUCUGGUUCGCGGGAAAUCUGGAUGGGAUUUUUAAGGGCAGUCCAGAGACUUGCCGACAGAUCAGCGACGGACUGUUCUUCGCCACUGUCGCGCAUUCUGGACUAUUUUCUGCAGUACACCAACUAUAUUAAGGAUCAUUUUAUGGCCAACUUGCACGGGAUGACCUUGUUACAGUAUGGUUACGAGGCAAGCAAGGGUGUUUUGCAAAGUACAGAUUAUCUUGAUCUACCAGCAACGCCCAACUACGGCAUCAGCUUUUUUUCCCGGCGUUUGAUUGAUCAGACGAAUAUCAGCUUGCAGUUUACGGAGCUGCGUCAGUUGAUUAACUUCCCCGAAGAUAUUAACAAAUGUGGUUAGAACAAUUUCCAAUUGGAGUAAUUAUGCAUUUUUGCUGUCCUUAAUUGGAGUACAGUAUACGUAUGAUGACGACAAACUUGUUGA